GCCGACACACCCGCUUCAUAAUUCAAACGAACGGCAUUUUAUUUUCACAGGAUCGUGAAUGCUUUUACACAAUAGCGCAUUUUAACCUUGUUUAUUUUACCAAAUUGUGUUUCGUUUGCUGUUUAUUGUGCGUGUCGCCAUGUCCCAGCAGCCCAACAAUGUGUUGCGCCCCAAGGAAAAUGCCCUGGCACAAAAGCCGGAAGCGGCGGGCGCCGUCCUGAACAUGCAAAAGAAGAUGUUGCUUCUGCCCAAGAAGCCCACUAGCGAGAAUUCGGCACCAGCCAGCAAGCCCGUUUUGGGGGCUCAAGGCCCAGGGAUCAGGAGUGCUACGACAACAGCGGGUGGCAUGCGGCCUCCCUUGAAAGCAGGCCCAGGAUCCUCCUCCACAGCUGCAGCAAAGCUUCAGAAACCACUGGUGCCCACUGCGGCUCCAUUGAAGAAGGCAGCUUCGGAGUUUGUGGCUCCAGCUCCGGUGGCGUCCAUCAAGAAGGCGGAUGCGGCCCCAACUCAAAAACCUAGUGCUAACGCAGGGGCAGCCACUGCAUCCAGCAACUCGACCAGCGCUAACAAAGAAAAAGGAAAGACUGAAAACCAGCCACAAAAACCAAAAAAGACCUGGGAGCUAAACAACUUUGAUAUUGGACGCCAGUUGGGACGCGGAAAGUUCGGGAACGUGUAUCUGGCUCGCGAGAAGGAGUCCCAAUUCGUGGUGGCCCUUAAAGUGUUGUUCAAGCGCCAGAUUGGUGAGUCCAAUGUGGAGCAUCAGGUUCGUAGGGAAAUCGAGAUCCAGUCGCACCUGCGGCACCCGCAUAUCCUGCGCCUGUAUGCCUACUUCCAUGACGAUGUGCGCAUCUACUUGAUCCUGGAGUACGCGCCACAGGGAACUUUGUUCAAUGCUCUGCAGGCGCAGCCGCUGAAGCGGUUCGAUGAGCGCCAAUCGGCCAUAUACAUACAGGCGCUGUGCUCAGCGUUGCUUUAUCUGCACGAGCGGGACAUUAUCCACCGCGACAUUAAGCCGGAGAACUUGCUACUGGGCCACAAGGGCGUUUUGAAGAUAGCCGACUUCGGUUGGUCUGUGCAUGAACCCAACUCGAUGCGGAUGACGCUGUGCGGCACCGUGGACUACCUGCCGCCUGAAAUGGUCCAGGGCAAGCCGCACACCAAGAACGUCGAUCUCUGGAGUCUGGGCGUGCUCUGUUUUGAGCUGUUGGUGGGCCACGCCCCCUUCUACUCGAAGAACUACGACGAGACGUAUAAGAAGAUCCUUAAGGUGGACUACAAGCUGCCCGAGCACAUCUCCAAGGCGGCCGCCCAUCUGAUUUCCAAGCUGCUUGUCCUCAAUCCACAGCAUCGUCUGCCGCUCGACCAGGUGAUAGUGCACCCGUGGAUCCUGGCGCACACACAGUGAUCGCUUUGAGUUGCCUUCAGUUAUUAUUUCCUUUUUUAGUUUGAAGUUUAUAGUUGUAGUUAUAGUUCUCGCCGCUUAAUUUAAUUAUGGCAACUUGAAAAUUGCAAGAAAUUUACGUUUAUGUAUUUAGUUUAUGUUUAUUUUUAUUAUUAUUAUCAAUACCAAUAAAGUUCUGCGUGUGCUUCGAA
Drosophila kikkawai is the source of this 1596-nucleotide messenger RNA. It is a transcript of the gene aurA, whose product is annotated as aurora A. Gene Ontology annotation, molecular function: ATP binding; protein kinase activity. The record is from RefSeq and is a predicted model, not a curated record. Gene Ontology annotation, biological process: regulation of cytokinesis; protein phosphorylation; mitotic spindle organization. Lineage: Eukaryota; Metazoa; Arthropoda; Insecta; Diptera; Drosophilidae. Gene Ontology annotation, cellular component: spindle pole centrosome; spindle microtubule; chromosome passenger complex.